AUGGCAGACACCGAAGAACCCCCCAUCUUCGCCAAAUACCCCUCCCUCCGCAAGAUGAUCGGCCACGAGGAAUCUGAGAUCGUCGAGUCCCACGACGGGCGCGAGAUUACCCUCCUCAAGUACAUCUACGCCCACCCGGAGCUAGACACGAAGCUCCGGGGUUCUCCAAUGGCUAUUUUAGGGGUGAUGGACGAGUUCGCCGCCCGCGAGGAUUUUCUGAUUAAUAUCGGGCCCGAGAAAGCGGGGAAGCUAGCUGUCUUGGUGCGGGAGCAUCAGCCGAGGGUUUUGGUGGAGUUAGGAGGAUAUGUUGGGUACUCUGCUAUCCUAUUCGGAAGUAUCCUGAAGGAGAUUUGGGGGGAGAACCCAGAUGAUGCGGAGCUAGAGGACGCGGACGAGGAUAGCGCGGCGGCUGGUAAGGGCAAGAGGAAGGAAAAGGCCAAGCUCUACAGCAUCGAGAUCGACCCCCUCAUUGCCUCCAUCGCCAUGAACCUCGUUAGUCUCGCAGGCCUCCAGGAUCUUGUCGAGGUCGUCGUCGGUGCCUCCGCGCACACCCUACGGCGGUUCCACGAAGAAGGAACCCUUGGCGACGGGGGGAUCGAUCUGCUAUUCAUGGACCACGAUGAGGCGCUAUACGAGGCAGACGUCAAACUAGCCGAGAAAUUCUGCUUUUUGGAGAAGGAAGGCGCGCUGGUCAUCGCCGAUAAUGUCGUGCGGCCCGGGGCACCGGGGUAUCGGGGUUAUAUGCGGAAGAACCCGCGCCUCAGUAAGAGUUGGGGGUUGCCGGGGUUGAUUGUGCCGGGGGAUCUCGAGGACGAGAUAGAGAUCAGUGUCGUGGGCCCCGGUGUGAAGUCGGUGGGCUAG
Messenger RNA from Penicillium canariense, 861 nucleotides. RefSeq names its product O-methyltransferase. NCBI's taxonomy places the organism in Eukaryota, Fungi, Ascomycota, Eurotiomycetes, Eurotiales, Aspergillaceae. Bases 1 to 861 code for a protein of 286 amino acids. Gene Ontology annotation, molecular function: O-methyltransferase activity. The record is from RefSeq and is a predicted model, not a curated record. The transcript is spliced from 3 exons.